Malus domestica (apple) is the source of this 908-nucleotide messenger RNA. Its product is annotated as major allergen Pru ar 1-like. The record is from RefSeq and is a predicted model, not a curated record. Gene Ontology annotation, molecular function: abscisic acid binding; protein phosphatase inhibitor activity; signaling receptor activity. Gene Ontology annotation, cellular component: cytoplasm; nucleus. Gene Ontology annotation, biological process: abscisic acid-activated signaling pathway; defense response. Lineage: Eukaryota; Viridiplantae; Streptophyta; Magnoliopsida; Rosales; Rosaceae.
ACGACUUAAAAAAUAUUAUUCAGACCAACAACUUGCAAGCAAAAAAGCAGCAGCCCACCACCUAAAGUUCUGCUGCAUUAUUCACAUCCUAAAAUUAUUAAUCUGAUAAAAUUUGCUCCUCCCUCCCUCUUUGAUAUUUUCACAAAUCAGAACCUUUUUUUUUUUUUCUGUUUCUUUGAUCCCAACUCCCCAAGUGUUCAUCAAGCAAAAGAAAACAUGGGAAUCACCAAGAUCAGCCAGAAGUUCGUGACUCAGGUGACGCCACAGAGGAUGUUCAACGCCUUGAUCUUGGACUCCCACAACCUCUGCCCCAAGCUCAUGUUCUCAUCAAUUAAAAGUAUUGAAUUCCUUAGCGGUUCAGGAGAAGUUGGAACCAUCAAACAGAUCAACUUCACUGAAGCUAGUCCUAUGAAAUAUGUUAAGCACAGGAUUGAUGCUUUGGACAAGGAGGCCCUCAGCUGCAGCUACACAUUCAUCGAAAGCGACGCGUCGGAUCACUUGAUGGACAAGCUUGAAUACAUAACUUAUGAUGUCAAGUUUGAGGGGUAUGGAAGAGGAGGAUGCAUCUGUCAUUUGACCAGCACAUACAAAGCCAAAGACGAUAUUCAGAUCAAAGAAGAAGACAUUGAGCUUGGCAAGGAUAGAGCUAUUGGGAUGUAUGAAGUGUUGGAAGCCUACCUCAUGGCACACCCUCGCGCCUACAUCUGAAAAUUUUCAAGAAAGUUUUUAUCAAUUUUUGGGAAUUCUGCUGUGGACAAUAUAUCAAAAAUAUGGUUCAUGUUGUUUUUCUUUUUUCCCCGAAGUGCUUUUCCAGUUCUUCUUUCCUAGACUUUCUUGUUGUUGUACAAGAUUGUGAUUAAGAUAAAUAUUUAAUUUUGAUUCUAAAUCAGGGGCUGGGCUGUGUACAA